UUUGGGAGAAACACUGAAAGUUUGAAACAUUGGAUUGAAAGCAUCCGGGGAGAAUCUUUUGCAGAGUGUUCAGACCAUGGAGAGACUAAGCUGGCUAAAAAACUUAGGGAGUUGCAAACCUGAAAAACAUUCUUUUCACAGUUGCUAAUCUGGUUAUGAUCAAGCAGAACGAUUUUCUACCAUUGCAGAUUCCUCAUAGCUAAGCUGGCUAUAGAGUCCAGUUCCUGAAAUACCCUUACUCUGAAUUCAAUGAAUUUUGUCCCUCACUUCCAAUUAGCCGGUGAUGAAGAAGCAUAGAAGAUGAUAAGCAAAGAUGAGUUAAAGGGAUCUUGUUUGUUCCCGUAGUCAGGGACCAAAAGGAAGCCAUCAGGUCCACUUAAUACAUUUCAUUGAAAAUUAGGACGACAUGCAGAUACAUAGAACCGGAGGACUGGUCACAUAAUGACAUUGGAAAAAGAGACAGAAAAUUAGCGAGAAAUAGUUGGGAUAGAAAAGAUGAGAUGGGAUACCCCUAACUAAGGUCCAUUUUACUACAAUAAACUAACUUUGUCUUAUCUUUAACUUAUGAAGGCUUCACAGGCAAUAGAAGGUGAAGCAGCCCUUGCCCUAGGCACCAGGUGAGCAUGCUCACCUUCAACGGCUCAGUCUUCAUGCCCUCUGUCCUCACACUCAUCGGGAUUCCCGGACUGGAGUCCGUGCAGUGCUGGAUCGGGAUUCCGUUCUGUGUCAUGUACCUUAUUGCUCUGAGUGGGAAUUCCCUGAUCUUAGUGAUAGUCAAACACGAAAGCAAUCUCCAUCGUCCUAUGUACAUUUUCUUGGCCAUGUUGGGGGCCACGGACAUUGCACUUAGCACCUGCAUUCUCCCCAAAAUGUUAGGCAUCUUCUGGUUCCAUUUGCCAGACAUCUCUUUUGAAGCCUGUCUUCUGCAAAUGGGGCUUAUUCACUCCUUCCAGGCCAUUGAAUCCGGGGUCCUCCUGGCGAUGGCCCUAGACCGCUACGUGGCCAUCUGUAACCCCUUGAGACACGCCAGCAUCUUCUCCCGACAACUCCUGACUCACAUGGGAGUUGGGGUGACACUCAGGGCUGCCAUUCUCACAGCACCGUGCCUGGUACUUAUCAAAUGCCGUCUUAAACACUAUCGAACUACCGUCAUCUCCCACUCUUACUGUGAGCACAUGGCCCUCGUGAAGCUGGCCGCUGAAGAUAUCCGGAUCCACAAGAUCAUUGGUCUGUUUGUUGCCUUCACCAUCUUAGGGCUUGACAUCAUUGUCAUCACUGUGUCCUAUAUUUCGAUCUUUAUCACUAUCUUUCAGCUGCCCCAGAAGGAGGCACGAUUCAAAGCCUUUAACACCUGCAUCGCCCACAUCUGCGUCUUCCUGCAGUUCUACCUCCUCGCCUUCUUCUCCUUCUUCACACACAGGUUUGGUUCUCACAUCCCGCCCUGUGUUCACAUCCUCUUAUCCAACCUUUAUUUGCUAGUCCCACCUUUUCUCAACCCCAUUGUCUAUGGCGUGAAGACCAAACAAAUUCGCGACCAUGUCCUGAAAUGUGUUUUUUUCCAAAAGACAUCUUGA
Molecule: messenger RNA, 1574 nt
Organism: Sus scrofa (pig)
Lineage: Eukaryota; Metazoa; Chordata; Mammalia; Artiodactyla; Suidae
Product: olfactory receptor 52A5-like
Biological process (GO): G protein-coupled receptor signaling pathway
Cellular component (GO): plasma membrane
Molecular function (GO): G protein-coupled receptor activity; olfactory receptor activity
Source: RefSeq, a predicted model, not a curated record